Boleophthalmus pectinirostris (great blue-spotted mudskipper) is the source of this 2469-nucleotide messenger RNA. RefSeq lists its product as uncharacterized. The transcript is spliced from 10 exons. The coding region runs from base 1291 to 2469 and encodes 392 amino acids. NCBI's taxonomy places the organism in Eukaryota, Metazoa, Chordata, Actinopteri, Gobiiformes, Gobiidae. The record is from RefSeq and is a predicted model, not a curated record. Gene Ontology annotation, cellular component: plasma membrane.
AUGACAUCACAAGGUGGAACUGUGUUUUCACUUUGAGAAAAGAACGAAGCCUAAAUGUUGCAGGGUUUGUGUGUUAAAUGUGUGACUGAAACAAAACACAACUCCAGGUAUGUUUCUGAAUAACGAAACAGAAUUAUAACCAUGGAUAAUAUAUGCCCUUUAAUUACACUGUAGAUAAAAAUGGAGCUAAGUGAACUCUCUUUAGCCCCAUCUCUUGUCAGCCUUCAAUAAUCUGCAGUCAGUGCUUUUUUGUCUAGUUAGUGAUAAGAUUUGCCUGUCAAUACUUGCACUUUUGUAAUCAGGUGAAAGAUUACUGUCUUACGUAAUUUUUGUGUCUUAUAAGAUUGUCCACAAACACUUUUUAAAUUUCUCUCAUCACUUGUUUUUCAGAUUUGUUUCUUUGACCGUUUUCUGUUCUUUCGCUGGUGUGAAUAUAAAUUAGGAAAGCUUGAAAACUCUCUGAAUGUGUCUUUAACCCACCUGGACCUCAGACAAGGUGGCCAGCUUGUGUCCCUUUUAAACCGGCAGUCUGCCACAUGUUCCCCGGAUCUGUAUGAACUCACGUGUUAAACUGCUCGGCGAAGAUGAGGUUGGUGGAGGUACCGGUGAUGGUCAUGAGCCCUCCGAUGGUGGCGGCGUACGUGAUGCUCAGAGUCAGACAUUUACAGAUCAUGUGGUCCCUCUUGGUCGGGUACUGCGAGUCCCUCCUCAUCUUUACUCGCUUCACAUUGGGGAUCUCCACUGCCACCUACAGGAACGAAACAAAAUAAGCAGGACAAGUUACCGGUCAGAUCUGUGGAAAGGCAACCCCACUCACAACAGAACUACAGUGGGACAGAGGGGACAGUGUUCCAGUGAGGGCCCCUCCCACGGCUCUUUUCUCUCAACUCAAAUCCUAUCAAGACAUCAAGCACCAGCCCCUAACAGAGCGGCAAUCAACAAAAGAAACCAGCACAGGUGCGCUCGUGUGGUACUCACGCUGGUUGGAUGGAUGAGCGGCAGCGGUAGCAGAGAGAGCGGGAUGAGGACCACCACGAGCAGCUUCCUGGCCGUCCACAGCUUCCGGAACAGAUCCAUCCUCGCAGCGGCCUCUAACCUCAUGAGUGACCCGGCUUUGGAGCAGCAAAUGCGAAUAUGAUGCUGAACACGAAGCGCUGUACCUUCUCCUGGAUUUAGCGCCAAAGAAUCAUGAAGACUCAACCAAAACAAACCUAUUUUUUCUGCAUUGAAGGAAUAGCCAGUAUCUUCUGAAAGGCAUGGAGCUUUGAAUUUCAGGUUAAACUUCUGAAUAUGGCACAGAUGUCUUACAAACUGGAACCAAAGAGUGCCAAAGCUUGGAUAUGGAGGGGUGUCAUAUUUCUAUUUUGGAUGCUAGCGAUGGUGAAUGCAUCUACAGUGAAGCAAGAGGAGAACCAGGAGGACCCAAAGGUGACAGCAGCCACCCUGUUGUUGAAUGAGGACUGGACAGGGACCACCGUGCAGCUACUACCGGACAUGCAGACAGAGAGUCAGACUCAAGGGUUCACUGAGGAGCCGAUGGAGAGUGAAGUGGAGGUAGUGACUCAAGGAAGGAUGCCCAAGAACUAUACAGGUCUCUCAUGUAUUCCAGUACUACCCCCCAGAAGAGGGUCCUUCUUCGUGGAGGGGGGCACUGGUCUCUCUGUAGGCAGUGUUCUGGCCUUCUGGUGCAGGGACGGGUUCCAGCUCGUGGGCAGUGAUAAGAUCCAGUGUAAUGUGAAGAACGGCAAAGCACAGUGGAGCAAUUACCUGCCCGUGUGUGAAGCGAUCCCCAGGCCUCAGGACAGGGGUCUGCGGGUGGCGGUGCUGGCCUCAGUGGUGAGUGGAGUGGUGAUCCUGGCUAUGUCCCUGUCCUUCCUCAUCUGCUGCCUCCAGGAGAGAGCCUCCAGACUGCGCGUCAAGAAGGAGGGCCGCCUCAGACGCAGGGAGAAGCGCUCGUCCCGCCGCUCAGAGUGGGAGAGAGAGGAGGGAGAAUGGGAGUCCUUCGCUCCACCAAAGAUAUUCCACCUGUCCCAAAGAAUGAACCCACGCCUCGCCCCCGACAGCCCCCUUUACCUGACCGGAGGACUCAGCGGCUAUGAGAACAGGGGAUAUCAGAGGAGCCAGGAGAGUCUACUGAAGGCAUCUCUCUCUGGCCUAUAUCGCUCAGACUCCCAGCUGUACCCCCACGUCGUCCUGCAGAGGGUGCCCACACCAACUGCCCCAUCUGCCCCUCCCUCUGCUCCUUCUGCACCUACAGCCCCCCACUACCUACACUUACCCCACUCCUCCUCUUCCACAGCCUCCUCUCCGGCUCAUACCACCAGCCACAGUCGCAGUCAGACACACAUGAUGCCCCAGUAUCCCACCCCAACAUACCCCCCCAACCCGAACACAACUGUACCCACAUACCCCUCGGCUGCUCCCAUAUACCCCAACCCUAACCCCGCCACACAGAGACCAUGGCAAUAA